Molecule: messenger RNA, 1278 nt
Organism: Yamadazyma jaroonii
Lineage: Eukaryota; Fungi; Ascomycota; Pichiomycetes; Serinales; Debaryomycetaceae
Source: the annotation of a GenBank genome assembly
AUGGAAGAAGCUGACGAAAUAUCUCCAUUGAUACCUAAAUCUUUCUCAUCAUCCAAUGUGUCGGAAUCUUUGUAUCAGAGAGUCCUCAACAAUCCGGGAUCUAUCACUACGAUCAGAAGAAUGUCUACUGAUAAGGAUUUAUCAUUACUGUUUUCAAGACCACAAAGAUUAAUUGGAAAUUUCAAAAAGAUUUGUAACUGGAAGGAUUAUUAUGUCGACCCUAAAUCUGUGAAGUCGAAAUUAAGAGGAUUUUAUGAAAAACAAAAUGAAUUGAUUGAAAAAUUGUCUCAAGUUGAUAAAUUCUUCGAUGAUGAGAAACUUCAUUACAAUGUAUUGAACAAUUAUAGUGAAGAGGAUGAUAGAAGAGGUAAGAAUCCUAUUGAUAUAGAUUUAGAAGGUGAAGAAAGAGAAUCUCAAGAAGUGAUGUAUAUUAUUAUGGUGAAUUUCUUCAUCAACUUCCUUCUUUUAGUUGGGAAAAUUAUCAUAGCUUUAUUAUCCAAUUCCAUGACAUUGAUUGCUUCAUUAGUUGAUUCUGUAUUAGAUUUCUUAUCGACGUUUAUUAUUUAUGUUUCCAACAGAUUAUCAAGUAGUAGGAACAACUUCAAAUACCCUGUAGGUAAAUCCAGAUUGAAUCCAUUGAGUGUAUUGGUAUUAGCAGUGGUGAUUAUUGUAUCAUUUUUACAGAUUAUUCAAGAAAGUUUCAAAAAGUUAUUGGCCGUUGAACCCAUCCUUUUAGAUAAAUUAUCCAUUCUUAUAAUGACAUUAACUAUUUUAUUGAAAUUUGGUUGUUAUAUUUAUUGUCUUAGAAAUAAUUCCACUGCCAUUAAUGCAUUAGCUCAGGAUGCUAAAUUUGAUGUUAUUUUCAAUUUAUUCUCCAUUAUUAUCCCGGUGUUUGGUAUCAUCUUCAAAUCUCCUUGGUUAGAUCCACUUGGGGCUAUAUUUUUGUCCAUAUAUAUCAUUUCAGAAUGGUCAAAAAUAUCAAUUAGUCACAUCAAUAAUUUAACAGGAGCUAAUGCUAGUGAAGAUGAAUAUAAAACCAUUUUAUAUUUAUGUUAUAGAUUUUCCACAUCCAUGAAGAAGAUUACUGCUUUGAAAGUUUACCAUGUUGGUGACAAUUUAAAUGUUGAAAUCGAUGUAGUUUUCAAUGAUGAUCUGUUCAAAGAUAAUCAUGAUACGGCUGAAUCUUUACAAUAUGUUUUAGAAACUGUUCCUUUUGUGGAAAGAGCUUUUGUUCAUAUUGAUUAUAUGCAAGGGAAUUAUGUUGGUCAUUUGAAUUAG